Molecule: messenger RNA, 2184 nt
Organism: Betta splendens (Siamese fighting fish)
Lineage: Eukaryota; Metazoa; Chordata; Actinopteri; Anabantiformes; Osphronemidae
Product: twist-related protein 2-like
Exons: 2
Coding region: 216-782 (188 amino acids)
Biological process (GO): developmental process; regulation of transcription by RNA polymerase II
Molecular function (GO): protein dimerization activity; DNA-binding transcription factor activity, RNA polymerase II-specific; RNA polymerase II transcription regulatory region sequence-specific DNA binding
Source: RefSeq, a predicted model, not a curated record
CCUGCCUGUCAGAUGGUCCGUCCGCGUUCUGCCCGUCAGGUCGAGAGGGGGAUGUGAAAGCGAGCCGCUCGACAAGGUCCCUCGGAGAGAGGCCCCGUCCGAUGGAGCUCCUGCGGCCGUAGCUCUAUGUGACGGAGGAGAAGACGUCCGUCGCACAAGCGCGUCCCGUCUGUGUUUGUGGAAGCUGCCGGCGAGGCCCAGAGCAAAGCCCCACCAUGAGAGAAGAGGUGUCCUGCACCAACUCCCCCGAAGGCGGGCUGGGGGCCAGCGAGGAGGAGCCGGAGCGCGGGUCCAAGAAGGGCCCGGGCGCCCGGAAGCGCUCGCCGUACCCCAAGAAGGACGGCCCGGUGCAGGCGGAGGAGAGCAGCACCGGCAGCCCCAGCGGCCUGCUGCCGUCGGGGCCCAAGAGGCCCAAGAAGAGCCCGGCGGCCGCGGUGUCGCUGGCCCCCACGGCGCUGGGGCCGCGGCCCGAGCAGCCCUUCGAGGACCUGCACUCGCAGCGCGUGAUCGCCAACGUGCGCGAGCGCCAGCGCACGCAGUCGCUGAACGACGCCUUCGCCUCGCUGCGCAAGAUCAUCCCCACGCUGCCGUCGGACAAGCUGAGCAAGAUCCAGAUCCUGAAGCUGGCCUCGCGCUACAUCGACUUCCUGUACCAGGUGCUGCAGAGCGACGAGAUGGACGCCAAGCUGGCCAGCUGCAACUACCUGGCCCACGAGAGACUCAGCUACGCCUUCUCCGUGUGGAGGAUGGAGGGGGCCUGGGCCAUGUCCGCCAGCCACUAGGACCCGACCCGACCCGACCCGACCCGACCCGACCCCACCCGACCAGCGUUCUCUCUUCCACCCUCUUGUGUCCGCGUCUCCGCCCCACUGCUUCUGUCCGCGUUCGCGCCCGUUUCCUCCGCUCUGAAGCUCCACUUUUGUCCCCGUCCCUCCACCUUUGCGCGCGACCCGCUCAGUCCGUGUGUGCGUCUGUAUUAACGUCAACAGUUGAAUCGAUGCAAGUCAGACUCCUCGCGAACCUCCCCGAUCUCUCCCCGCUCCCGCGUACUUCCACUACUUCCAAUGCUCCCCCACGUCCUGACCCACAGCUUAGUCCAGUGCUGCUGAUGACCCACUGCAGCCACCAGAAAACCAACAAACGUAAAAAAAUGACUGGACCAAAGAAGAAGAAAACGAUUCCCGUCUCAACAGUCACCUGCACGUUCUCACCCCCUCUCCCUUUUGCUUCCGGCCUGUCUUUGUGUGGACACGGGCUUGACUCCUGACACUGAGAGGUGUUCCUGCAGCUUGACUCAAGGCUGUCCCUCGUGUGUUUCUGAAACACGGGUGGGAAAACGCGAUAGUCCAGCGAACAUUUUGAACGACGAAAACAGACAGACAGACAGACAGACAGACAGACAGACAGACAGACAGACAGACAGACAGACAGACAGACAGACAGACAGACAGACAGACAGACAGACAGACAGACAGACAGCUGGCCUGCGGUGACAAUGAAACAAAUGGGCUGCUGGUUCGAGUGCCUUGGGUAACAGCGCCAUAACCAUCAAGCACCCGAUUCCUCGGAUGACUCAGUGCCAGACAGACAUUAAAAUGACUAAUGAUAAUGGCACAGCGCUGGUUGGAGGGGCGGUCACAGCCAAUGAAUGUUUACAGCUAAAAUGCUAAUAAGCUAAACGCUCUGGCUCUAAAAAGACUUACAAAGAAGAGCACGAGGAAUCUGACGCAGAUCUUCUGCUUUGUUGUGCUGUAGCAACUGGACGACGGCUUUCUGUGUAUUUUGAAGUUGGUGAAUUUUGUGUACGCACACUGUAUUACUUUCCAUCUGCUUAUGCGUUACAUUUAGCUUUGGAGAAGAAAUGCCAAUGGGAAAGUGUCUUAAACCACUGAUUAGAAUUCAGCCGCUCAACUUGUUUUUGAUUUCAGUGUUGUAGAAAGUUGUACUUUUAAACGUUUGUCUUCUUUAUUCUCCAGCUUAAAAAUAUCUUUGCAGAUUAAAAAUAAAAACAGAGUGCUUGUUAUAAAAUGUGCCAACAUGAUGAUGAAGUGGUUAUAGCCACAUUAUAGAGGUUUCAUUUGUAAGAAUAACUAGUUUGGUCCUGUUGUACUGUGUUGCAUUUGCUUUUGGUUACUUUUAUUUUGUCAGUUCCUUUGGACAAUAAAAUUGUUUCUUGAUGCUAAA